Molecule: messenger RNA, 709 nt
Organism: Soboliphyme baturini
Lineage: Eukaryota; Metazoa; Nematoda; Enoplea; Dioctophymatida; Soboliphymatidae
Source: the annotation of a GenBank genome assembly
UUAAAUAAAUGUUGAGCGUUGUCGAUCAUGGUUGUUAUAGAUUAAUUGAGGAAUAUUACAUUAAUAUGCGUUUCAGACUGAGUUUUGUUUAGGAAUCGAAUUGCAAGCAGCAGAAAGAAAAGCGAAUGAGUUGCAGCAAUUUUUACUGUACAGCAAAGGAGCAGAAACAGUACUAGUGAAGAACGUCGAUCUCGACACGUGUCAGAAAAUAUUUGGUGAUUAUAAGGUGUAUGCUUCAGAAAACCAGUUUUACGACGCGGUAAAGUUUGACUCGCAACAAAGCUCUUGUCAGCUCAUUUUAGCAUACGGAGGUAGCAACGGUCUCCGAUCCUCAACCGCAUCGUCACCACUGCUCAUGGAGACGCGAGGUUGCAGGCACGGCAGGUUGGUGUUUCGCCGCUUUGCGAACCACGUUUUGGUCGGCUUUGCCGAUGUAGUCAUCCGCAAGGCUUCGAUUUACAAUUGCUUCUGCGCCUGUGCUUCCGCGAUGAUGCACUCGGACGACAACUGCCGCUCGUUCAUGUUCUUCUAUGAUUCGAAUGAGUGCAUCUUAAACAAGGCAUCAAGACUCAGCCAUCCGUCAAAUUUCGCCUUGGAAACGAAAGCUCCAAGGGUUGAUUACUUCGAUCGUGUAUGCGAACACGUCAAUGAACCGGCGAACCUUCCCGGUAAGUGCGUCGACGCUCUUACUUCUACGUGUACAACGUAG